Messenger RNA from Cuscuta campestris, 1635 nucleotides. NCBI's taxonomy places the organism in Eukaryota, Viridiplantae, Streptophyta, Magnoliopsida, Solanales, Convolvulaceae. The record is from the annotation of a GenBank genome assembly.
AAUUUCACCAUUUUUGGCUUUGGGGUGUGAUGGAAUAAAUCAAAAUGGAUCUCUAAACUAUCUGCGCUUCUUUAAUUAAUGAAGUAGCAGUUAGUCAAACACUGCAACUUUCGAUGUUGAGCCGGGGGUCUCUUUGGAAACAGCCUCUCUACUUUCGAGUAGGGGCAAGGUCUGCGUACACACACCCUCCCCAGACCCUACUCUUGUGGGAUUUAACUGGGUUGUUGUUGUUGUUGUAUGAAAUAUGACCAUAUAGGAAAUAUUACAAAAAAAGAUUGUACUAUUCAUGUUUUCUAGCAUUAGUAUUGAUCUAUAUUUCACCGUCAAGGGGCUACCAAACCUUAUUAUGCACCCGAGCCAUUUGAUGUUGGACGGGUCUUGCAAGCUGAUAUGAUGGUAGAAGACCGAAUAGUAACUUUGACCACAACUGGUCCUAUUGAUCCAGCUGCUGGACUGGGGAACUAUGUUGAAGCAUUGGUUCGAAGGCAUGAAACUGAAUUCAAUGUAGUUAUUGUUCAGAUGAACGGGGUGGAUCAACCUUCACAAUCUAUCUAUGUACUGCACAUCGGAAAGAUGAGGAUAAAACUUUGUAAAGGGAAGACAAAUGUAGCUAAAGAAUACUAUUCUACUUCAAUGCAGCUUUGUGGAGUUAGAGGUGGUGGGAAUGCUGCUGCUCAGGCAGCAUUUUGGCAAGCAAAGCCUGGGGUUUCCUUUGUGCUAGUUUUUGAAACUGAGCGUGAACGAAAUGCUGCUAUCAUGCUUGCCAGACGGUUUGCUUAUGAUUGUAAUGUUGUCCUCGUAGGCCCUUCUGAUAGACCUGCUAUGUGAACUCCUGCCGACUUUCCAGAAUGUGUAAUUAUACCGAUUCCCUAAUGCUUUUUUUCCUUGGGGUUUUGCUUAUAUACUACUACGUAUUUUUUUCCUUUCAUUUCUCAUUAGUUCAGGCAUUCUUUUAUUUGCCUUGGUUCGUUUGUAAUUCUAUUUUUUGUUUUUCUCAUAUUGGGAAUGUGUAGUAGGUGUUGGUGUUUCUUUGUAAGUUACAAACAAAGCGAUUUAAUAUCUUUGGAUUAUUAUGUAUGGUAUGGAGUAAUUGCCCUUGAUUCUAAUAACUUUUUAAAUGAAGGGAUCAGAUUUAAUAUCACUUUUUUUAGCUUUAACUCACCUAAAAUUAACGGAGCCCCCUUCUUUUACUCCGUCACUGCUUCUCGCCCAUCGUCUCUGUCUCUGUUCUCCUCCGCCGAAUCCACACGACGUUCUCUGCAAUCUCCUCGGCGACCGGCGACGGCUUUGUCCUGACAUCUCUCCCGACGAGGUAAGUUCCCCCACACCCUCUCCUCCGGUUUGACUUUACUUCGAGAUGACCCAAUUUUCAUUAACCCUAGUUACGAGCUUCACAAAGUUCAAUUCAUUGCUUUUAAUUUAUGGAUGAGGGAACCAUCAAGUUAAAUCCAAAUUCGAGUUUAUUUUCUGCUAUACUACACUUUAAUCCCCCAGUGGCUUUCUAGCCCAAGUUGAAUACUUUGGCUUUGGCUUAAUUGAGUUCUUAAAUUCCUUUUAAUUGAGUUUUUUCUGCACGUUAAUUGAAUAUUUUCUAGCACGUUAAUUGAAUUUUUUCUGCUAUACUUUGGCUUUCUG